Kickxella alabastrina is the source of this 1295-nucleotide messenger RNA. RefSeq names its product ribosomal RNA-processing protein 7-domain-containing protein. Lineage: Eukaryota; Fungi; Kickxellomycota; Kickxellomycetes; Kickxellales; Kickxellaceae. The record is from RefSeq and is a predicted model, not a curated record. Gene Ontology annotation, biological process: rRNA processing; ribosomal small subunit assembly. Gene Ontology annotation, cellular component: CURI complex; UTP-C complex. The transcript has a single exon. Gene Ontology annotation, molecular function: nucleic acid binding. The coding region runs from base 173 to 1147 and encodes 324 amino acids.
UUGGUGAUUUGAUUGCAAGGUUUUUUUUUUGCAGAUUGUUUUUUCUUUGCUUGUGGUGGAGGCCAAGCAGAUCAACCUUUUCCCCUCUUUUUUCUGUGCUUGCCCAGUUCAAUUCAACUUUUUUCUUUUUGGCAUAAAUAUAUACACACUCAGUUCAAACACAUUCACAUAAAUGGCGGGCGCGAGCAAAAAGACAAGCAAGAAGAGCAGCACCAAUGGACUUGCGGUGAUCGGCGGGUACAAGGUGCUCCCCGUCCGCUUCGACGACGACAGCGAGUCAGCCACGCACUACAUCUACUUCAAGCAGCACACGACAACCAAGGAGGAUAUCCUGCUGCCCUCCAGCCGCACGCUCUUUUUGUACAACCUGCCGGCGGACACGACGGAGCGCGAUAUCCGGCGUCUUUUCCACGGCACAGCGCGCGUCGCACGCGUACUUUUCCAUGAUGUCGUCGGGCAGGACAUUGUGAGGCAGACAGCGGUACGUGCGCAAUUGAUGGCUGAGCUGGCGAAAUCCAUGCAGGAGGAGGAGGCAAAGCAGAAUAAGGCCAGUAAGCAGAAGGGCGCCAGUGAGGCAGCGGAUGAGGGCGUCAAGGCGGUUGAGCGGCCAAUUUUGCAGCGGUCAGGAGGCAGCGCACACGUCGUUUUGCUGGAGGACGCAGAGAUGGCGGCGGUUCUGGGGAUGGCGCGCGGGGUGCGUGCGUGGCCGCAGCGCGACACCACAAGCCCGUUGGAGUACCGCGGACUGUCCCGGUAUCUCUACGAGUACCGUGCAGAGCGUCCGCCCACGGAGCUGCACCAGGAGGAUGUCGACCAGUAUAUGGCCAAGUUCGAGGCUGCACAGUAUGAGCGCGAGCGCAUGCUGGAGCAGCAGCAGAAUGUGCCGGAUGCCGAUGGCUUUGUGACGGUUGUUCGCCGUGGACGUAAUACGCGGAACUCCGACGGGCAGGGCGCUGUGACAGCGGCGACGGCAGAUGAGGCCAGGGAGGCUGGGAAGAAGAAGAAGGAGGUAGUGUUCGGCAACAUGUACCGGUUCCAGGUGCGUGAGCACAAGAAGGAUCAGCUGGAUGACUUGCGGAAGAAGUUCGAUGAGGAUAAGGAGAAGAUCGCAAGAAUGCGCCAGACGCGCCAGUUCCGCCCAUACUAGAUUUUUUGCCCCCACUGAUCUGAUCAGUUCUUUUUUGUUUGUGCGCAGUUACUGAAUGCUGAAUGCCAAAUGUGCUGAAAGCGGGCUCUGCCAAAGUAAUCAACGCCUUCAUUUUUCCUAUUCCCCUCUCUUCUUUUUCAUUUUUUUU